GCACAGCAAGAUUCAAGGAGGAAAAAGAAAGGAAAAAAUUCGUCGUUACUCUCUCGCUUAUUUCCCACGAAAGAAUAGCAGUAGCUUUAACCAAAAAAAAAAAAAAUGACCAAAGAAUUCACUGUGCCGCCGGUGGUCUUCCCCUCCGGCGGUGGAGUCAACCCUGCCGUCGGAAAUAUCAACCAGCGCCGAGUACCCACGGCUCCAUUUCAACCCUCACGCCCUCCAUCCUCCUCCUCCGCCAUACCCUUCAUGUCCUUUGAUAUCGGUUCUGCUGCGUCAUCGUCCGGAUCCUUCGGCGGUACAAUCUCCGCCUCAUCAGCAUCUGGAUCCGCCUCAUUCGACGACGAAGAACCCCUUCUCGAUGAACUCGGUAUCCACCCGGAUCAAAUAUGGCACAAAACGAAAUCCAUCCUCAACCCUUUUCGCAUCAACCCGACGGCCCAUAAAGAUUCGGACUUAUCCGGCCCAAUCUUCUUUUACUUAUCCCUUUGCUUAUUCCAACUCCUUGCCGGCAAGAUCCAAUUCGGCGUAAUCCUCGGCUGGAUCGUCGUCUCCUCGAUUUUCCUCUACAUCGUUUUUAACAUGUUAGCGGGGCGCAACGGCAACCUAGAUCUGCACACGUGUACGAGCGUGGUUGGUUAUUGUUUGCUACCGGUGGUGAUCUUAUCGGCAACAUCGCUCUUUAUUCCGCAGGGCAGCAUCGUCCCAAGGUACGCAAUGGCUGGGGUUUUUGUCGUUUGGGCCACUAGGGCUUGCACCAAUUUAAUGGUGGCGCUUGCUGAUGGAGGCGAAGAACAUCGUGGCCUUAUCGCGUUUAUAUUCCACACUUUUAAGCAUCAAAGGGUCUUUGAAUCAUGAGCAGUCAUAGUGAAAACUUCAUGGAGCACUUAAGUUUAAUGUCAGAGGUUUAACUUAGGUAAGUUGAUGCUGGUGCCUGGUUAACUUCUCUGCAUUGAAUUUUGAAAUAUUGUGCUUCUAGGGCUUUCUCUCAUAGCCCAAGUUUCUGUCCUCUUCUCUGGCCUUCAGCAACUUAUUCCCUACCCCUUUUUAUGGAGAUUUCUGUCUUUUCUCCUCCUUUAGCUCAGAUUUAUAUCCACCUCAGAUAACUGGAACCAAAACCUAAAUACCCAGUAUUGAUCUACUCCCUUCUACCCUGAGUUUUUAGCACCUAAUACCUAGCUUUUCGUACUUCCCACCCGACUGAUUUCUUCUUUGAGUUCCGGUGUGAAUGGGCGAGAAAGGUCAACGAAGAAGAAUGUAAAAUAACAUCUAGAUUAAGCCAGUGACAUCAUGGGGGUGAAGACAAAGGUCCAUGUUCAUUAUAAGUGAAUUUUUAGGAUGUCUUAAACUGAACAAAGAAAUAUUAUUUGUACAUCCUCGUUAAUUAAAACAUGAUUAGUCGUGAUAAUCGAGGCCGUAAACAAGUCAUAACCCACCUUGAUGGAAUAUAAGCGCGAAUGACAUAGAUGCUCUUGGGAGUCGUUGCAGUGUGGCUUGCUCAUUUCUGUUUUUGAUGAUGGAGGAACUAUCAACUCGGUUUUACUGCUAACCUAGCCUGCUUUUGACACACCAGCCUCUGGAAUUUUUUGUGUUUGAUUGUUUAGCAAGUUUACCAGUGCUAAUUACUAACAGUCUUCAAGAAACAGGGAUGCUGUCACUUAUUUGAAUUAAACAACAUAUAUAUAAAGAAGAAAGAUAUGCGCUUCAAGAAAGGUAUGAGCUUCACCAGUAUCAUUUCGUUAGUUGGCCAAUAAGACUAGAAGCGAUUAAUUUUAAUAUUUUAUGACUGAAUCGGGUCAAUGGAAAGAUACAAAAAAAUUCUGUAUCGUAAUUAUACUUGAUGGUUUCAAUUUCCUUAAUUUUCCUCUUAAGAUACAACCACCAUUGAAUUAUGCAUAGAAAUGCUGUUUUGGAACGGUGGUUGAGACAUUGCGACUGUUUAAGACCUUACUAAAUUCUGCUUCCUAAUUGUUUUUUUUUCCAAAAAACGUGCAAUAUCGUGUUGGGUUGGCGUAGUUAGGUCUACUUCUCAAUGACUUGACAAUGAAAAAGAUAACGUGGAG
This is a messenger RNA of Durio zibethinus, 2066 nucleotides long. The record is from RefSeq and is a predicted model, not a curated record. Lineage: Eukaryota; Viridiplantae; Streptophyta; Magnoliopsida; Malvales; Malvaceae.